Colletotrichum spaethianum is the source of this 2022-nucleotide messenger RNA. Its product is annotated as eukaryotic translation initiation factor 2A. Gene Ontology annotation, cellular component: cytosolic small ribosomal subunit. Gene Ontology annotation, biological process: translational initiation. Gene Ontology annotation, molecular function: translation initiation factor activity; tRNA binding; ribosome binding. The transcript has 5 exons. The record is from RefSeq and is a predicted model, not a curated record. Bases 1 to 2022 code for a protein of 673 amino acids. Lineage: Eukaryota; Fungi; Ascomycota; Sordariomycetes; Glomerellales; Glomerellaceae.
AUGGCGUCCUCACAAUUGCAGUUUGCCUACCGAACCCAGAAGGGCAUCGGCCUGUUUGAUGCUGCCCCGACCUACCAGCCUCUCGCUGGGUUCAACAAGCCCGAAGGGAACCUCCGGUGUUGUGCAUACUCGCCCUGUGGCCGCUACUUUGCCUGGGCGAGCCCCGAAGUUGUUACGGUUGUCGACGCAUCCAACGGCCAGCAGGUUCUUGCCCUCCCCAUCCUCAAUGUCUACGAGCUCGGCUUCUCGCCCCUCGGUACGUUCCUCGUCACCUGGGAGCGCCCUGCCAAGGAUGAGAACGGAGAUGCGACCAAGAACCUGAAGGUCUGGCGCACUGUUGAGGAGGGUGUUGCCGGCGCCGACAAGCUGCCCCUGGGCAAGUACGUCCAGAAGUCCCAGGGAGGCUGGAACCUUCAGUACACGGCCGACGAGAAGUUCUGUGCCCGCCAAGUCACCAACGAAGUCCAGUUCUACGAGAGUCACGACCUGGGCACCGUUUGGAACAAGCUGAGAGUCGAGGGCGUUGCCGACUUUGCCCUUGCACCCGGCCGCUCUCACUCCGUUGCAGUCUUCAUCCCCGAGCGCAAGGGACAACCUGCCGCCGUCAAGGUCUAUAAUGUGCCUCAAUUCACCUCGCCCAUUUCUCAAAAGACCUUUUUCAAGGGCGACAAGGUCCAGCUCAAGUGGAACAACUUGGGCACCAGCAUCCUCGUGCUGGCCCAGACCGAUGUCGACAAGUCCAACAAGAGCUACUACGGCGAGACCACGCUCUAUCUGUUGAGCGUCAACGGCUCUUUCGACGCCCGUGUCAGUCUUGACAAGGAAGGUCCCAUUCACGAUGUGACCUGGUCGCCGAACUCCAAGGAGUUUGGUGUCGUCUACGGAUACAUGCCCGCAAAGUCCACCAUCUUCAACCACCGAGCCGUCGCGACGCACUCGUUCCCCUGGGCCCUCGCAACACCAUCAUCUUUUCGCCCACUGGACGUUUCGCCCUUGUUGCUGGUUUCGAUCGACGUGUAUGACCUUGAGAAGGAUUUCCGCAAGCUGCACACCAUUGAGAGUGGUAACCCCAGUGUCUGCACGUGGAGCCCCGACAGUCGUUACAUCAUGACGGCUACGACCUCUCCGCGUCUCCGUGUCGACAACGGCAUCAAGAUCUGGCAUGCCAGCGGUCCCCUCAUGUACAAUGAGGACAUGGUUGAGCUGUACCACGUUGUUUGGAGGCCCCAAGCCACCGAGAAGGUUGCAGGUGGAGAUCCCUUGAACCCGGUUCCCACCCCGCACGCAUCCGCGGCCACCUACCUCGGCACUGUCAAGACUCCCAGCAAGCCUGCGGGAGCUUACCGCCCCCCGGCGCCCGCGCGAGAGGACGAGGGCGGUGCGGCUCACAUCAGCAUGAACAACGGCUCCGCGCCCAUCGGACCUAACGGGUUCGGACGCCCUCGUCGUGGUGUGCCUGGCGCCGAGUUCGCCGGCGUUCCUGGUCCCGGAGCCGACACUGCCGAAGGCGAUGAGAAUUUGUCAAAGGCGGCGUUGAAGAACAAGAAGAAGCGCAACAACAAGAAGAAGGAGGGUGACGCGAAUCCCGAAGGCCAGAACGGAGGUGGCGCCUCGCUUGCCCCGCCCCCUCGCGACUUUGGCUCGGGAGCGGGCCACGAGGGCCGCAGCCCUGAGCGCCGUGGCGGUGCCGGAGGUAACCACAGACACCGCAGCCACUCUCGUAACCCUGGUGCCGGUCAGCAUCGUAACAGGAGCAACACCCACCGGGGUCAGAAUGGCGCGCCUCAGGUGCCCAAUGUGCAAGCUCAGCAGGCUGCCCCCGCGGCUGAUGGCGGCGCCGACGGCUCGCAAAACCCGAACGCGAAGAAGAUUCGCAGUCUGCAGAAGAAGGUGCGAGCCAUCGAGGACCUCGAGAUGAGACUGGCCGGAGGCGAGAAGCUCGAGGAUACCCAGAUGAAGAAGAUUGGCACCAAGUCCUCCGUGCUCAAGGAGCUGGAGGGUCUUGAGAGGGAGGGACACUAA